This is a messenger RNA of Prinia subflava (tawny-flanked prinia), 2700 nucleotides long. Its product is annotated as killer cell lectin-like receptor subfamily B member 1B allele C. NCBI's taxonomy places the organism in Eukaryota, Metazoa, Chordata, Aves, Passeriformes, Cisticolidae. The transcript is spliced from 6 exons. The record is from RefSeq and is a predicted model, not a curated record. Bases 1728 to 2471 code for a protein of 247 amino acids.
AGAAACAAAGUAUCUUUAAAAAUGUUGUUUUGGUUUAUUUUAUUGUUUUCUGAGGGAUUUUCCUGUGCCUCCUCAAGGGCAAUGAAGAAGGGGCUGCCUGCCCAGGGCCACCUGUCCACCCACUGAACCAGGGGUUCCCCUCCAGCUCCACCCAGCACCACUUCACCCUCUUUUCCAGCAUUUCUGGAUUUUUUUGUCAGCUAGGGAGAUGGAUUGUCCAAAAAUGCUUUUUUUAGUGUCCAGUUGGAGGAAACACUGAUGGACAUCACUCUGUUUCAGGAUGUCAGGGCACCCCACAACAGCCCUCAGGGAUUCUACAACGUUGAAGUACAGUUCCCUUUAGCCUAUUUUUUUUUUUUUUACUAUAGAAAUAUUUCUAAAAGGGUGUUCUUGCAAUUAAGCUACCCAGCUGCAGGGUUUUACCCUAAAACAUAAUUUAUUUUGUAUUUUUAGGGGGUUUUUGUAAUCACUGGUCACACACCACUCGAGCAGCUGCCUUUGCAGAGGAAGGCCAGCUGAUAGCAGCUCACCACAAAAACUUUCUGUGACAAGGAGAAGGCUGAGGGCGGAAAAGAAACUAAAAAUAAAUGAGAUAAUAAAAAAAUAUAUUAAAAAAAUUACAUAAACACAAAUUUAAAAUAGAAGUAUUUUUAAAUUAACUAAAAUAUUAAAAUAAUUUAAAAAUAAAACAACACAGUGCUUUUGCUACAGAGGCCUUUGGACUUUUGGGUUUAUCCUCUUAUUUUCCCUGUUUCUGGCUGCUGAUAGGUAUGGGGCAAAUUUCUGCUUCUUUCCUUGCUUUUUUUUGAGUGCCUGAGGAAAAAACCCAUCAUUUUUACCUCUAUAAAAAGGUGUUGCUUUGGGAUGUUGUGGCACUGCCUAAAACCUGAGAUUAACACACACACACAAAACAAAACAAAACAAAACAAACAAACAAAAAGAAAACAAAAACAAAAAAGCACUAAGAAAAGGGAGGGGAAAUAGUUAUUGUAGGCUGGAAAUUGGUGUUUGUUCCAUGCAAUUGCCAAAGAGUCUCAGCCUGGAGAAAACAUAGGUCUAGAUGGUGUAAAAGGAUACAUCAGGAGUGGGCUUUCAGGAGAAAAAAAAUCAAAAUAAAAUAAAGUAGCAAAAUAAAAUAAAACUCACUAGCAGCCUGCAGGAAAUCCAGAUUCUUACCUCGUCCUUGGCAGGAGCUGGGCAACCCCUGACCACAUCGGAUCUCUCUGCCCCAGGAUAAAACAGAGGCCAAAUAUUGUGUCAAAAACAGGAGAAUGAGUCACAUGGAACAAAAGGAAUUUAAAGUCACACCCAGCCCAUAUUUUGGGGAAGAAACACGAAAUGUCAUCUGCCUGUGGUCACACGGAUCCAGCUCCUGAUAUGCUUCAACCUCACAGUAAAAACCUUAUUUGAAGGCUUUUUGAAAUGAUUAUUUAUUAAUUCUGUUUUUACAGAUGUUUAGCACAACCACCAAACUCAGAGAUGUUUCUACACCUCCAGGUGUGCCACCUCUUCCUGGGUGCAGGACAUCCAUUCCCUCACCACCUUCCAUUUACAAGGGAAGGAUGUAGAAUAGACACACAUAUACGUACAAAAAAAAAGCAGAUAAAAGCCCCAGCAAAUACCAUUUCCUGGAGCCGGAUGCAGACAUGAGCAUGUAGUUCACAAGGCAAGGGGCUGUCCAAGGACAGUGUCACUUUUGGGCUACUCCUGGGACCUUCUGAGCAACCAUGGCUGGGGAAAUCGUUUAUGCUGAUUUAAGGCAUCUUGGGGAUUGUUCUUCUGCUGAGAAGAAUCGCACACCUGCCUUCUGUCCAUGGUGGCACAGGCUCCUUUUCAUAUCUGGGGGGCUGGGGCAACUCAUCCUGCUGGUCCUGGUGGUGGUGCUGAGUGUGCGGGUUUUUCAGGGCUCCCCACAGCCAGUGGUGACAAGCACUCCACAGCUAGGCAGUGGGAUCCAGGGAAGGAACCAGGUGGAGCAGUGCAAGUUUUCAUCACUGGUGCAGUAUUUCUGCAAGCCCCGAGGGGACAGCCCCACAGCCUAUGCUGGCUGCAAGCUGUGUCCCCAGGACUGGCAGCUCCAUGGGGAAAGAUGCUACUGGCUUUCUGAGGAAUUGGGAAACUGGACUCAAGGCAUGAAAAGCUGUGAAAAUCAGAACUCCCAGCUGGUGGUGCUCCAGGACAAGAAAGAAAAGGACCACAUCAAGACUGUUACAGGCAAAAGCCCACCACCAGUAUGGAUUGGAUUAAGGUCAUAUCAGAAAGUGUGGAGAUGGGUGGACAACACACCUUUCAACCCCAAAAUAUUUGGCACCUCUCUGCAUGAGAUGGAUGAAGGGUGUGGGGCACUGAGAGCCAAGGACUUCGAAGUUAAUAGAUGCGAUGCUGAACACAAGUGGGUUUGCAAAAAAAAGCCUUUCCUGCUCUGCUCUGUGACAGCAGAAGAUGGAGAGAAAAGUGAAGCCUCCAUCUGACUAACACCCACCCCAAAAUACCCAUCCCACAAGACACUUGCUGCCAAUAUGUGGGGUGAAAUAGCCCCAAUCCUCACAGUUACAGAUUUGCAGAAGAUUUCAGGGUUUGCAAAUCUUCUUACCAUGAAGAUGAAGACCAGUUUUGGGGGAACAGAUGAGCCCCAGAGCUGGAGAAUCAAAAAGGCCUGUGCCUCAGGAACAGUGUUGGUAGAGCUGUGGCAUCAAUAAA